Molecule: messenger RNA, 6246 nt
Organism: Xenia sp. Carnegie-2017
Lineage: Eukaryota; Metazoa; Cnidaria; Anthozoa; Malacalcyonacea; Xeniidae
Product: SR-related and CTD-associated factor 4-like
Exons: 15
Coding region: 105-4580 (1491 amino acids)
Cellular component (GO): nucleus
Molecular function (GO): RNA binding
Source: RefSeq, a predicted model, not a curated record
GCCAUAUUGUUUCGUUGAGCGGUGAGACUUUGAAAGCACAUGGAAAUAGACGAAAUAAUGCACUAAGAUCAUCUAUUUUGUAGCUUUUCUACUUCUAUUUAAACAUGGCUGAUAUGGAGAUUGUCCGGCAGUUUAACAGCGAGUUAUCAACGCUGUACGCGACAAAGCCGCCAAUUUCAAAAGCGAAAGUGACAUCAAUUACCCGAUUAGCUUUGAAAGCAGUAAAGUAUUACAAGCACGUUGUGCAAAGUUUGGAAAAGUUUGUACAAAAGUGUCGACCUGAAUAUAAGAUUCCAGCAUUAUACGUCAUAGAUUCCAUCAUUCGACAGUCUCGUCAUCAGUUUGGUGCUGAGAAAGAUGUGUUUGGUCCAAGAUUUGGAAAGAACAUCAUGAAUUCUUUUGAGAACUUUUAUAAAUGCCUUCCCGAGGAGAAGAGCAAACUCAUAAAGGUGUUGAAUUUAUGGCAGAAGAACAAAGUUUAUCCACCAGAUGUCAUUCAACCUCUCUUGAAUUUAGCACAAGCAAAACCAACAACUCAACAACUGGAUACUACCCAGCAUGCUUCAGGGGAAGUGGCUGCCGGGGAAAUACCUCAAGAACAAAUGUACAUUGCCAUGCUUCAGAAGCAGCAAGAGGAACAGGUUCGCCGUAUUAGGGAAAUGGAGGAACGUCUCCAACAACAACAACAGACUAAACUGGGAAACCAACCUGAAUCUUUGGAAAGCGAACCAAAAUUUCAACUACCUACAGAAGUAUUUCAGCAGAUUCAAGCUCUUACUGGAAUGGUUAAUCAACAAGGUAGUGACCCCCCUGGACAUUACCAAACACAGCAAUACACAGGAGAGGGUGAUAGACAGUUGAACAAGCAAAAGUAUCAACAUGAUGUUCAAUUACCAGCACAACAAAACCAAGGUCACCAUCAGGGUUACAAUUAUCCUGAUGCCAACCAAGGAAACACAUUUUAUUCCAACUCGCAACAGCAAAGUUAUGUGGAUGACUUUGAUUAUGGUGAUGAUCAAGACGACCAACAGCGUAUUGCAGAAAAGAAAAGACAGCUUGAGCAGGAAGCCAGUCGACUCAACAAUUUAAGUUCGUUCGAACAAGUGGAAGUGGUUAAUGCUCGUCAACGCAUGGAAGAGCAAUUUCGCCAGCAACAAAAAGUGGUCAGCAGUAUCCCCCCACAAAAAGUCCCAGAAAGUAGUCCAGCGAUGAAAGUUCCAGAGACACUCCAGCCAUUAAAUGAAACAGCCAUACCAGCAUUUCAACCGACAUUUCAACCGACAUUUCAACCUACAUUUACUCCACACGCGCAAUCUCCUCCCCGCAAUCGUUCCAGGUCCCCACGCGAACGACGGCAUCGUGAAGUAGCCAGUGAACGAGAAAGAGGUCGUGAAAGACUACCUGACGACCGAAACCGGUUACGUGAUAGACCACGUGACGAUCAAGACAGAUCUCGUGAAGAUAGGGAUAGAGCACGUGAAGAUCGUGAUCGAAAACGCAAUGAACGCGAGCGACCACGGGAAAUUCGCGAUAAACAACGUCCUGAGCGUGAUGAAAGGGAUGGACAUCGUGAAGAGCGUGAUCGUGCUCGCGAAGAACGUGAAAGGACUCGAGAAGAUCGUGAUCGGCCUCGUGAAGAACGUGAACGAUCACGAAAUGAGCGUGAACGACCACGUGAAGAAAGGCGUCGGUCACGUGAGGAACGAGAACCACGAGCACGCGAGAAAGAACGUGAAAAAGAGGAAGAAAAAGCAGUAGAGACAAAAGAAGUUAAAGAAGAGAAAUGGAUUCCUCCUGUUAAAGAAGAUCACGUCAGCGUUUGUAGUCGCACAGUCUGGCUUGGAAAAAUGAAUCGUAGCACAACGAAGGAGAGCUUACAAGAAAUGUUCAAAGAAUAUGGUGAAGUUCAACUUAUAGAUAUGAUAAUACCACGUGGUUGUGCCUAUAUACAGAUGGCUGAAAGAGAAGCAGCGUAUCAUUCUUUGUCUAGUAGGCAAAUACUCAGAAAUAAUUACAAGCUUGCUUGGGCACCAGCUAAGGGAGCAAAGGAAUACAAAGACCAUUUUAAUAAAGAACUUGGUGUCACAUACAUUCCUAUAGCAAAACUGGAGAAGUCUUCGGACACAAUAACAACAUUGUCUGAAGGUGGUUGGAUUGAUCCAAGAACAAUCACAGAAAGUUUAAAGAAAAAUGAAGAAGAAGAAGAAUCAGCAACUGUUACAAGUUCUGAUGGUACAACUGGACAAACAACAACUGUAGUAGGAAUGCCAUUUCCACCACCUGGUUUUCCAGCUAUGCCACCAGGCCAAGUCAUUCCUCCUGGCAUGCCAAGAUUUCCACCUUUUGGCAUUCCUCCCCCCGGGAUGGUGCCUCCACCUGGUAUGAACUUUCCUGGUAUGCAGUUUCAACCAGGCAACAUGCCCUUCCCUCGACCACCAUUUAUGCCUGGAAUGAAUCCUUAUAUGAUGCCUCCUAGGUUUAUGCCAGGCAUGCAACAACAAACUCCACCGAUGCCUGGAAUGCCCCCGAUGUUUAGUGGGCAGCAACCUGUUGCAGGUGGAGCACAAACUAAUGUUGACAGUGGGCAGACUGUUGAGAGUGGCCAAGAUGAGGCAGUAGGUCAAGGCAAGACAGUUGAUGACACAGAAUCGACAGAAAACAUUGUUCCUCCAGGUCAAGAAGAUGUACCACAAUAUCAGGGUGCACAUGAACCCAACCUACAGUCAGAACAACAGAUGUCGUAUGGUCAAACUGCAGAGAGCACAACGAAUACUGGAGUGGAACAAUUUAACACAUCGAGUGAGGCACCUCCAUUUGAAAGUGAACGGCCAAGUGGUGAUGGAGGACCUCGUCCUCCAUUUCAGUCACCAUUUGGUCCACCAUUUGCACCUCAAGGUAACACGCGAUUUCAAGGUCCUCCCCCAAAUGGACCUCAAGGACAGCUAUGGAGACCGCAAGGUGAUUCACGUAAUCAGUGGAGACCAGAAAACCAACAAUGGCGACCCGAAGGAGGACGACCAAACGAGAAUUGGCGUAAUGAGCGUGAGCAUUGGGGUCAUGAGAAUGAUAAAUGGGGUCCAGAGAAUGAGCCAUGGAGACAUGAUGGAGGACGAGAUAGGUGGGGUCAUAAUGAACGUAGAGGACGUCGUGGACGUGACUGGGAAGAACCAUUCGAACGUCAGAAGCGUGGACGUUUUGACAAUGAUUGGGGACCACCACCACACGACAGACAUCACUGGGGACCUCCAUUUGACAGACAUCAAGGACCCCCUCAUGAUAGGCACCAAGGACCUCCGCACGAUAGACACCAAGGACCUUCUCAUGAUAGGCAUCCAGGUCCUCCUUACGAUAGACACCAAGGACCUCCUCACGAUAGACACCAAGGGCAUCCUCACGAUAGACACCAAGCUCCUCCGCAUGAUAGGCACAAAGGACCUCCUUAUGAUAGACACCAAGGACCUCCUUACGAUAGACACCAAGGACCCCCUCACGACAGACACCAAGGACCUCCUCACGAUAGACACCAAGGACCAAGACUUGGUGCUCCUGGUUUUGGGUCCUCUUGGAAGCAUGAUGAGCAAAGAAGUCGAUGGGGUGAACAAGAUGAAGCAUCCAAAGGGAAUCCUAUUGAUCAGUAUCAGCAAGGCGGAGAACAACAAGAAAACAACAUUCAUCAUGGCGGUGCUGAUCCAAAUAAUGAUGAAAUUGCUAAAGGCUGGGCUGAAAUCAAAGCACUUAAAGAAAAGAUUACUAAUAACAAGAUCAAUGAAAGUACUGAAACCGCAACGCUCGCGCCUGGAGAAGGGGAAGUUGGCGAAGAAAAACCAAAUCUUUCAGAACUUCAAGUUCCUGGAGGAUCAAAUGAAACACCACCUGUUGGCGUUUCUAUUGAGCAAGAAGCACCCACUGAUAUUAAUACAAAACAGGAUAGCUUCACAAAUAAUCCUUUUAAUUCUGCAGGGUCAGCUGACGAUGUCCAGUCUAUGGCUGUUGAAGGUGGAAUGCAAACGGUAAGUGAACACAACCAGCCGCCAAAUAGCAGCAAUGUCGAGAAAAUGAUCAUUGAGGAACAAACUGUUCAUGAACAAAACGAGAGUACUGGUGAUAUGACGGCUAUAGUCGAUGUACAACAACAAACAAUGAAACCAACCAAUGAAAAGCAACAUUCGUCUGACGAGAGAGCUGAUAAUGGCGAUUCUAACAAAAUGAUUAGUGAUGAAGAAAACGUUGGAUCUAAAUCUUUUGAAGGCAAUACACAGACAUCAACUGAUGUCCCUGUUCAACUGUCAUCAAGUAAAACUGAUAAUGACAACCCCAACGUAAUGAUUACUGAUAAAGAAAAUGUUGGACCAGAAGCUUUUGAAGUCAAUACGGAGACAUCGACUCAUACCCUUGUUCAACAGUCGGCAAGUGAGACUGACAAUGGCGAUGCAAACAAACUGAUUAUUGGUAAAGAAAACGUUGGAUCAGAAGCAUUUUCGGAGGGUAGAGAGACAUCAACUGAUGCCCUUCUUGUCAGUCCUCAAGUGAAACUGAUCAUGAAAAUAAAAAUGACAAUAUUGUUCCUGAGGAACUGGUAGGUGCUAAGAUUUUACCUGAAAAUGAUGGGCGUUCAUUAGGUGAUAGUUUGGACAAUGCAAAACAAUGUGACAUACAAAAACCACUGAGGGAUGAUGUCGGGGACGCUGGUGCAGAACAGCUGCCGACUGAAGUCACGAAUAAAAUUGAUAGUGAUAACCAGGAAACUAUUCAUGUUGAAUCGAGUGACAGCCAUUUGAUGGCAAUAUCCGAGGAGACUUCCCAUUCGAUGUCAAGUGAAAUAAAACUGCAGUCAAACGAUAUAAAAACGGAGUCAACUGGAAUUCUCCCUGACAUAGAUGCAAUACAAUCGCCACCGGUAAGUACUAUAAAUGUAACUGCCUCAGAUGCGAAUGGAGGUUCAUUUCAGUGUAACGAGGAGAUGAUUGAAUCUGCUGCACCUGUUCAACUUGCUGCACCUGUUGAAGUUGAAUCCAAAAUAGAACCUCUUCGUGAAGGAAACAGCAAAUACUUUCGACUGCGACGUUAAUUCUGAACAACCCGAGGAGAUAGUUCUGUGUGCCACUGUCAAUAACAAUAUGAAUGAGAAAACUGUCUCAGAACAAAAGGAAGGCAGUUUAAACGAUAAUGUCGUAUCGUCUGUCCAAUCCACUAAGGAUGCAUCAGGAACUGUUUUACCACUAGACUUUCCCCCACAAACCGGGGAAAUGCAAUCUGAGUUUGAACUGACUGAUGCCAGAGAUGAGAGUGAAGCUUUGUCUAGCACCUAGUCGUCACUCCAAAAUUUCAUACAUAUGUGUCAAUCAUUCGUGGUAACAGUCACUCCGAAAACGAUGUCGAUAGCGUUUUUAAGCAAAUUUUAGGAAUUCACUUGCGAAAAAGCUGUGCCUUACGCGCUGGAACGUUUUGUCACAGGCAAUGUUUUAUGAUCAUGUGCCAAUACGCAUAAAAAACAUUUUUAAACAAUGCAAAUAACUGCCAACUAGUUUUUUGUAACUCUAAAUUAUUUUACUAACUGCAACACAAACAUCAAUAAAUUGCAUUGCAUAACGUUAAUCUAAGUUUUGAAAGUCCUUCAUAAGAGAGAAAGAGAGUGGUUCGAAGUUUUUAUCCCAUUAAUUUCCACAGAAUUUUCUCUUGAAGAAGAGUGGUAAGUGAGUUAAACACAGUUAAACGGUAAUGGAAUCGUGACUAUGGAUGAAUUAAAAUUAGUAAUAACUAAUUGUCAACAGCGAUUUUGGAAAGUUAAAUAUAUUCGUCAUGAUUGGAAGAAGUCGAUAAUUUUUUAAUCAUUUCCUUCAAUGGAUAUUGAGAAACGUAUUUUUCAGGCAUUUGUUACUCGAAUUCGUUACAUUUGGAAUAAGAAAAGUCAUUCAAUGGUAGGUGAAACUUGUUAUUUCAAGUAUUCACAAUCACUGUUUCAUUAAUCCCUAAAAUUAUCUACACAUGCUCACCAACUCUACAGCAAAAUAAAUUUUAAGAUAACAGGGCGCUAAAAUGCAGGACUUCGUAAAAGCAGAGUCCGUUAGCGAAAGAAAGUCGAUUUAACGGAAGACGGCACGUAGGCACAGCUUUUCGCAAACUAUUUUCCAACAUGUUUUGGAUUGUAACUGAUCGUUAGCAGAAGUGCUUGCUUAUGUAACUAGUUGCAGUGCAUAUUUGUAUUAUUUUUCUACAAUAAAUAAAAUGUGAUUGUAAGUGUAAAAA